AACCGAAAGGCUGUGCUGAAGGCAGCACUUCCCGGAGGAAGCAGUGGCCCAUUGGCAGCCCCUGCUGCAGGAAGUGAGGCGAUGCCAGGCACAGUCACAGGAGAUGAGAGUGCUGGGAUGGCUUCUCCAGCAGCUGGGAUGGAAGAUGGUUUGGAACCCUUGGGAGCUUCUGCAGUUACAGGUGUGUCUGCAGGGAAGACUUUUCAGGCUCCUUUCCUGGUUGCUGCACACAAGCCCGGCUCCCAUCGCAGGGGUCUGCCGAGAGGGAGGAACAAAGCUAUUAAACACAUGAAGACCCUGGAGGAAUCCAAAGAACUGGACCAAAUGCUGAGUGACCUAGAGAGACAGCAUGAGAUGGACCAAAGGGCUUUGCUGAAGGCAGCUCUUCCUGAAGGAAGCAGUGGCUCCGUGCCAGCCCCCGAUACACGAAGGGAGGAGACGCCAGACAGUGCCACAGAAGACGUUAUCACUGAAACAGGAAUAUUUGCCCCGGAUCCAGUGCGCCUCCCAAGAAUUGUCUGCCCCCAGGAUGUGCGCAGGUCCUGCAUGAUAGGCACGGUGGUGACACUGUUCACCGUGCCCCUCGUGCUGACAGGCUGCUAUCUUGGCAUUCGGAAGCUGUACCAGAGCAGACGACUCAUGAAACCUAUGUUGGUUUGAUGUGACCUACAGAAGAGUUUUGCUUUGCUUUUAAUUGCAACAAGCAGCAGAGCUGGAACCUGUUGAGAAGAGUCUCUUCACUUCAUAGCUAAAGCAAACUGCCAGCGUUCUUUUUUUUCCAGCUCUGGGCAGGAAAAUAAAAAUCUAUCAGCAGAAAAUACUCGAGUGAAGUAACUGAUAUAAAUUAGGGAUUUGGUCUGUUUGCUCCCUAAGCCCUGAGUUCCUCAGAGCUGCAGCUCCCUGCUCUCUCUGCAGACAGAGGCUGGCUGUGGAUGACAGUCACGUGUCUGGCCUGGUGCACACCAGGUGCACUCACGAGCUGAGGGAUCAUCCCUGCACGCCCCAUCCUGGAAGAACCGAGGUCAUUGAUGAAUCUGACACGGUUUUAUGGCAUGGCAGCAAAAGAAGGCAAAAGAAAGGCUACAACUGGUACCAUUCCAACCCCUUGACAUUUUGCUGUGUGUAAUGGAGAUAGGAACUACAAGUUUCCUAUUCAUGCACAAUUUGCUGUCUGAGAGCACUCCAUUCUCAAAGUCACAGGGGCUUGCAGGUCUGUGUCUGAGAUGACUUUAAAUACAAAAACAACCUUUAUGUGCAACACCUGUGUAUCAAAACUUCACAAUACAAAUCACAAGCUGAUUUCUGCUGUUAAGUGGAUGAAAAAAAAAAAAAACCCAAAAAGCAAAAGUAAAACUGUGACCAAAUAAAACAGGCAAACACAACAACCACCAAGAAAACAACAAAACCAACACAAACAUCCCCACAAAUCCAGAAAAAGAUAAAAAUCAGGUGAAGGAGGCAGAGAUCCAAGAGCAACAAAUGGGCAGAGGAACUACAAGAAGGACAGCUC
Molecule: messenger RNA, 1510 nt
Organism: Vidua macroura (Pin-tailed whydah)
Lineage: Eukaryota; Metazoa; Chordata; Aves; Passeriformes; Viduidae
Exons: 7
Coding region: 82-660 (192 amino acids)
Source: RefSeq, a predicted model, not a curated record